AGAAAUCAGCAGUAAUCAGUUUCAUUUUCUGCGUUGUCCUACAGCAUGGCUACAGGACCUGGUUAUGAUGACUUCGAGAACUUCAACCUCAGUGAUCAACAAGGUCAACAGCAGGUUAACUGGACCACAGUUUCUAUUUGAAAUUUCAGGUGGGCGAUUGAAGUCAUUUUUCUGUGGGAAGGGCCUGUUUCUCUGCAUCACCAUCCUUCUGACUGCCUUCUUCAUCCUUCUGAUCACUGGAGUCAUGAAAAGCUCGAAGACAGGUGAAGCGAUGGAGGAGUUUCAGUCACAGGUCCAGAUGGAAUUAUCCCAGGCAAUGGAUAAUGUUUCCAAGAAGUCCGAACUGAAGUACCUCGAGCUGAGAAUUCAGGAGAAUAUGAAUCAGAUGAGCUCUCAAUUGCAAACCCAGAUGUCAACAGAGAUCCGCAACUUGCUCAGCCAGAUCUCCAUUAAGUUGGAAAUGUUGCCGGAGCCCGAGUGUCAUAGCGGACCGUGCCCUCGCCAUUGGAUAAACUUUAAUGGGAGCUGUUACUUUUUCUCAACCAAGCAAGCCACAUGGGAGGACAGCCGAAAGUACUGUUCCACCCGUGGGGCGAGACUUCUCAUUGUUAACGACGAAGCUGAGCAGCAUUUUGUUACUGUGGAAACUGAAUCCAGGAGAUUUUGGAUUGGCCUGACCGACCGCAACAGCAAUAAUGUGUGGCAUUGGGUAGAUGACACUCCCUACAAUUCUACCCCGACUCCUGAUGAAGGGUCUUGGCCCAAAACGUCGACUGUUUACUCUUUUCCACAGAUGCUACCCGACCUGCUGAGUUCCUCCAGCAUUUUGAGGCUUCUACAAAGAUCAUUACUGUGGUCACCUACAUUGAUGGUUUAGAUGAAGUGACCAGGUGCAUUGUCCCAUGAUUCUGGAUGCCCGGGGAGCCAAACAGCCUUGCCGAGGGCUGUGCCCACCUAUGGAAGCAAGGCUUGUGGAAUGAUGCACCCUGCUCAAAGAUGGACUACUUUAUCUGUGAGAAGUGAUCUCACCAAGGAGUAUUUAUAACAUCAUGGCAUUUCGUUUCCUCCUUUCUGUAAUGACUUUGCAAACCUUUCUACACAACUAACUGUAAUACCCUGGUUCAUAUUUUUAUUGUUAUGCUGUAUGUAUUUCAGUUUGGCAGUUCUGUGAGAGCAGCUUGUUUUCAGCUUGCUCUGUUUUCAGUUUAUGUUUGCGUUAUUGUUGAAGAGAAGAGAUGAGGAGAAAUGUGUGCCAUCCAAUUAGGAUGGUCGAAGUAAGGGAAGGUUUUUCUGGUGAGGGACACUAAGGUUGGGCUUGGGGUUUUUUCGAGAGGGGAUGAAGAGGGAAGACGCCAAAGAGAAGAGGUCGUAGAAUUCGAUCUGGAGCGGGACCAUGAUUCAACGUAGCCAGGGUGAGAUCGAUUGAGGAUUGGUGACUUGGAAAAACCGUGAGCUCCAACAUGUGCACAUCAGAUUGUUUCAUUAAAAUGGGCUCUUUUUUCUCUUCUUGCUUUGCUAACACUUUAGUCAAAUUAAGAAUCAUAAAGAUAAUCUUUUAACCAUAAGUGAUGUACUGUCUGAUAUUUUGUGGCAGUAAUUUGUAACAGGGUAGUGGAUGACACAGCAUCCACACAAAUAGGGGGUCUGGGCUGGGAGCGCACCUCAAUCUCACAAGUUUGGCGGGGCUGAAGGUUGUCUUCCCUAGACUUACACAGCCGAGGAACCAGGGUGUUUCAUUGUGGGGGCUCGUCCGGGAUCGAUUUUGUUGGAUGCUGUGUGAUUGUCCUGAGCAUUGAUCCAGUGGGUUGUGUGUUUAAGUCUGUGCUAAACUAUAACCAUAUAACAAUUACAGCACAGAAACAGGCCAUCUCGGCCCUUCUAGUCUGUGCUGAUCUCUUACCCUAUCCUAGUCCCACCGACCUGCACUCAGCCCAUAACCCUCCAUUCCUUUCCUGCCCAUAUAUCUAUCCAAUUUAACUUUAAACGACAACAUCGAACCUGCCUCAACCACUUCUGCUGGAAGCUUGUUCCACACAGCUACCACUCUCUGAGUAAAGAAGUUCCCCCUCGUAUUACCCCUAAACUUUUGCCCUUUAACUCUCAACUCAUGUCCCCCACUCUCAAUAGAAAAAGCCUAUCCACAUCAACUCUAUCUAUCCCCUUCAUAAUUUUAAAUACCUCUAUCAAGUCCCCCCUCAACCUUCUACGUACCAAAGAAUAAAGACCCAACUUGUUCAACCUUUCUCUGUAACUUAGGUGAUGAAACCCAGGUAACAUUUGUUACGAGAAUACACAUAAAAUUAAGAUGUUUGCUGGCCUGGGCUAGCAUCAGUGGCAUCAACAGUUGGUCUGCCACCUGCCCUCAGGGGAAGGAGAGAUAAGGAACAAUGGAGCAGCGUCUGGAGAUGUGUAAUGAAGGGAUGUGGGAGAGAGAGCUGUCUGGAGCGGCUCCCCCCUUUGAACCCUGAACUGUUUGAAGUGAUGGACAGGCGAUACCCCAGCAGGGGGAUAAAAAGGGACAGGUUCGCUAAGACAGACACACACGCCACCCGAGGUAACGAGACCCUGGAAGCGGUGCGCUUCUCACGAGUGGGUGAGAAGUACCAGACAACGACAAGGGUGGAAAGGUACGAUCAGCGGGAACCCGGUGUGUGUCCGCCCUUGCCUGGGUGUCGGGUUCACUGCAGAGGAUCGACCGCAUCUGGAGGAGGGGUCACAGUCGGUGACCUCAGGUGACAUCACCAAGGACCCGCCCAAAAGCUGUUUGUGAGCCAUCUCGCUGGUCUGUGAGCCAUCUUGCUGGUCUGUGAGUGAAGCCGUUCUGAAUGAUCAGUUGUUCCUAUUCUAUGUCUCUCUUCCCCCACGUUGUCCACCGCCAUGGCAACGAUUACUGCGAACUGAACUACUAACUGGACUGAACUUUGAGUCAUUUUGAAAUUGGUCAUUUACCCCUAGACAACGAUAGAGCUUGAUUGAUGCUGUUAUCUUAAUGCUGUGCCCAUGUGUGUUUAUCAUCACUGAACUGUUGCAUUUAUUAUC
This is a messenger RNA of Mobula hypostoma (lesser devil ray), 3039 nucleotides long. Its product is annotated as hepatic lectin-like. Bases 65 to 877 code for a protein of 270 amino acids. Gene Ontology annotation, molecular function: signaling receptor activity. The transcript is spliced from 9 exons. Lineage: Eukaryota; Metazoa; Chordata; Chondrichthyes; Myliobatiformes; Myliobatidae. The record is from RefSeq and is a predicted model, not a curated record.